AUGAAAGCUACGGUCACUGAGCUUGCAAUAGUUUCUAGUUGUAGGGGCAACUGUAAUGCACUAGCCACUGCUGGAUUGUGGCCAAAUGAGUUGUUGUGGGUUGAUCCUGAAUGUUGUGAAUUCGGGUGGAUGGGUUGCUCUUGGGUUUUGUCAGGCACCUCCAUUGUGGUUGAAUAUCACAAGAUAAGCUCUAAUGGAUUGUCUGUGGCAUUCUCGUGUUUGGGGCUGAAUGUUGCCUUAUUGAUUGGUUGGAAGACGAUUUGGUUAAGCGAAAAUGCCGCUGAGAUGGCACGGAAAACAAACAGGCUUUUGGAUGUUCUGGCGAAAUUAAUGACAUUUUCUCAAAAUACCACACGAGCUGUCUGCAUUCUGUCAGCAAAUGGUGCCAUAUCCAACGUAACACUUCGCCAAGCUUCAACAUCUGGUGGAACUGUAACUUAUGAGGGACGAUUUGAGAUCUUGUCUCUUUCUGGUUCAUUUCUGCUGACAGAGAGUGGUGGUCAGCGCAGCAGAACAGGUGGGUUGAGUGUCUCACUAGCUGGGCCAGAUGGUCGUGUUUUAGGUGGUGGUGUGGCAGGGCUCCUAACUGCAGCAGCCCCAGUUCAGGUAGUUGUCGGUAGCUUCAUGGCUGAUGGUCGGAAGCAAUCAAAAUCAGGACAAGCUGAAGGUUUGAUUUCUCCACCAAAGCUUGCCUCAGGAGCAUCAGGGGGCAGCCCCCAGUCACGUGGAACACUAAGCGAGUCCUCAGGAGGGCCGGGAAGUCCUCUAAACCAAAGCACUGGAGCCUGCAAUAACAACAAUCCGCAGGGCAUGGCUACCAUGCCUUGGAGAUAGAAUGACUCAUGUCAGAAGUGACUCGCUUGUUCUCAACACCUUUUUCCUGGGCAUGUGCUUUGCAUAACCCCGGUCCAAAGUAUUAGGAAGCUUAAUGUGUAAUUUACGAAUGUUUAUUCCUGCAUUGUAUUAGCCUAGUUGCAGUGGUGAAAGACCAUGACCGUAGUUGAAAGGUUCCUGGGUUCUUAAAUCAUGGUAAGAAGUCUCUUGGAAUUUUGCUGUCAAAUAUUCCCUUGUGAUCUCUUUUCUCCUAUUUCUGUUAUUGUAACACUUAACUGAAUGUGCUCUUUGAAAAAUAAAAACUCCUUGCAGCAACAAUAGUUG
Ilex paraguariensis (yerba mate) is the source of this 1158-nucleotide messenger RNA. The record is from the annotation of a GenBank genome assembly. Lineage: Eukaryota; Viridiplantae; Streptophyta; Magnoliopsida; Aquifoliales; Aquifoliaceae.